Messenger RNA from Anarrhichthys ocellatus (wolf-eel), 3602 nucleotides. It is a transcript of the gene luzp2, whose product is annotated as leucine zipper protein 2. Lineage: Eukaryota; Metazoa; Chordata; Actinopteri; Perciformes; Anarhichadidae. The transcript has 12 exons. Bases 81 to 1133 code for a protein of 350 amino acids. The record is from RefSeq and is a predicted model, not a curated record.
GAGAGAGACACACACACACGGGGGGGGGGGAAGGCAAAAAGCAUCUGAGAAGGGAGAAGGAACGGGAGUGUGAGACAGCUAUGAAAUUCAUCCAAGCUAUCUGCUUACUGCUUUUCUGUCCAGCUUUGAGCCUCAACACCAGACAAAGCUACGAUGGGCUGGAAAAGAGGCUAAAGGAGGUCUUCAGUGAAAGGAGCAGCAUCCUGCACCAGCUCUCCAAGACAUCAAAGGAGCUGGACAGCAUAAAAGACAACCUUCAGUCGCUGAAAAAUGAUGACUCAGUGGCCAAGAAGGAUGUGCAGAGGAUUCUGGAGCUCAGCCACAAACAGAGAGAGGAGAUGAAGUCCCUCCAGGCAGCCUUGCAGAAGCAGCUGGAUGAGGCAAAUGAGAGAGCGGAGAAGCAGCAAGCCACGAUCAAAUUUCUGAAAGUGGAGAUGGAGAAAAAAACCAAAAUCAUCAAGGAUUUACAGCAAGAGAACAAGAGCUUGAAAACGAAACUACUUUCAGGACACAAACUUUGUGACGCCUAUGCUGAAGAGUCGAAAAAAAUCCAGGCUCAACUGAAAGAACUGCGGUACGGGAAAAAGGAUUUAAUUUUUAAGGGCCAGCAGCUAAUGGACCUGGAGCACAAGUUAACCAUCGCCAAGGAAGAACUGGAGAAGACCGCACUGGAUAAGGAGUCGCAGCUGAAGGCGCUGAAGGACACAGUUCACAUCUGCUUCUCAGCUGUCCUGCACAACCAGCCCGGCAGCAGCCACAGAUUUCCCAUCUCCCCCACCCAUUUGUUCAGAUACCCAUCGCUCAUCAACAGCUCCAGAGUCACCUUUCAGCAGCCACAUGCCAAGGAUAUCUCUAAAGUUCAGAGAAUUGUCACAGCCAGUAAAUCACCCAUGAACAUCGGAGUAAUGAGGAGAGAGGACGGCGGAGUUAAAGCCUGCCAAAUGGAAAAGACCGGCGGCAGCUGCUCCCAGAAUCAGACGGAGGAAUCAGCCCCAGAGAGUAAAAAGCUACCAGAGCCACAGCAGCAAAGGAGCCAAGCGCAGACUGGAAAAUCCAACACAAAGCUCUCAGACGACAGAGACGAGGCAGAGGGAGGCAGCAGCAAAAAGACAAAGCCACAUGAAGACAACUGAGCGGACGGCCUAUCAUCCAAAAUGCAGAGCUCCUGCGUUGCCUGAAGGAUCUUUCUAAGAGCACACAGUUGCGCACUCACAAAAAAACACAUGUGCGCCCACACACACACACAUGCUCUCACACACACACACACGCAUAUCAGCAUUGUUUGCAAAAGCUGAGACACUGGAAUCGACAACAAAUUUUCGACUGUCAUCUGCAAACCUCCAUAGUAAAAUGGCAUGCAUUCUAGAAAUUCUUUUUAAUAAGGUAGCAAUGGCACUGGUAACUUGUUUCAUGAUCGUUCAUUUGUUGUUUAUUUAUCUGAGUUUUAUUCUGAGUGCAGACACUGCUUUCUAAAUGUGUGAUCUUUCUAGAAAAAUCCCUUUGCACUGGUGAGGUCUGACACUGUAUCCUGUGAUAUAAGUACAUCAAUUGACAAAUAAAAGAUACUACUACUACUACUAUUACUACUACCCAACUUAGAAUAUUGUUUGUCACUCAUUGUAGCAAGGUUAAUUUACUCCUCCACAUUUUGAAAUGUAGAGGCUCAAGUUGGCUGGCCAACUGUUCAACAUUUAAUAUUUCAGCACUCCUUCUGCCUUUAACACUCAAGAGGCAAAGAGCCAAAGACUCACAAUGGGUCGUCUCCCUGAGAAUGUGCCAUGCACUGAGUAGUAACUCCAAGCUACAUGUAUCUGUGUUAUCUGACCUUUCUGUGUCCUUUCAAUAAACUGUAAUUUUCAGUAAAUGUGUGAAGAAUAAAUGGUUAUUCGUGGGAAAGAAAUGAGUGAGCAUGUUUGUGAUCAACAGAGAAAAUGGUUGCAUUAGGUGUCAAACAAUACUAGAAGAGGAGGCACUGACACGUCUGAGGUUAGAAUAAAAUUAGUAUUUUCCAAAAUAGAAAUGAUCCGUCAAUGCAACUCUGAAAGUUGAUUUAGUGGAAUAAUUAUCUGAUACAAAUGAGGAAGGUCAGAGUAGGACCUCUGAUGUUUGAGCUGUCCAAAAUGCAAAUCCAGCCUCCAUUCACCGAGCAAUUCUAAAUAUUCUUUCACCUUAGGUGACUGAAAAUUAUUUAAGCAGUCAUUUUCUUUGGUUUAAUGAAGUCUUAUUUCACUGAAGCCACAUCUAAAUGCUGUUUUACUGUAAAAGGUUGACACCAGACAAAUUCAACCUUUUGAAUUUAUAUGCAGUGCAGUCAUCCACAAGUUGACCAUUAUUGCUGAAACGAUUAAUUGUUUUGAUUAAUCAUUCUAAAAAUAAAUCACAAAAAUAUUUUUAAAGAAGCUCAGAGCCAAAAGUGAUGUCAUCGAAUGUCAUGUUUUGUCCGACCAAAAGUCCAAAAAUAUGAAUUUACUAGCACGAUAAGGGAAAUCAAGAAGCUGGAAACAAAUCAUCAGGAUUUUGAUUGAAAUUUAAAAUUUACAGAAAUGACGAAUCAGUCUAAAUAGUUUAUUUGCGAUUUUUUAAAUUUUCAACGACCAAUAGAUCAACUGAAUCAUUGCAGCUCUAGUUUUCAUCAACUUUGUGGAUUGGAAUUGUGAAGAAAUAGCAAAUAUUAAAUUGUCGUCAACAACAUUUAUGUAGCACAUAUUGACUGCCAGGUCUGUUUUACAAAGGAAUCAGCACACCACCUGAGACGUGCUCGAGCAUUAUGGGAUCAUGAUUACAAAUAUAACUCUAAAGGUGUGUUCAGACUGAACACAAAGCUGGCCUGAUUGCAUUCUAAAGUCAAUGCAAAGUGGAUGCAAAUUAUCCCUGCAAGGCGCAAGCUGAGACAAAGACGAGAGCGGGUAAAGUUGAAAUGGUUUCAAAUUAUCAAAACAUUUGUGCUUGUGCCGAGGCUGAAUGACUUCACUUCAUGAAUGUCUAGCAGAAGGAAAAAGAAAGGAAACCGGAUGAAGCAGAAAGAGGUGGAGUUCUCAGGGGUUCUGAGAUCAGUCGCACAGCAGUUACACAAUUUACAAAGGUGAAUUAACAAGUAAUUAAGUGCCUUAAACCUGCAUUGUUUCUAAUGGUCAUCAGGGGGCGACUUUUCUGCUUCAAAAAUAAGUCAGAUUGUAUAGAAGUCUAGGAGAAAAUGACUUGAUUUAUCACCCCAGUUGACAAUGUUAUGGUCUCAAUAGCUAGUUUCAAGUCUUCAGUACAGCAUGAUAUUCAUUUAUUGAAUAAAGGUAAACGAUGGACAAUAAUCUAUAGGUAAACCCUGUGGUUGACAGUGUGUGACCACCACAUUGUCCCGUCUGGGAGUUGUCCAUGUUUUCUUUUCAUGAAAGGUAAUUGGAAUAUGUUGGUCUCCUCAAAAUGUGUCAUUCACGGUUCAGUUGUACUUAGCUGCACCUUCUCUAUCACUUCAGGCCGAAAUGUCGAACUCGAGGCUGCAAAACAGCACUCCACAAACCAAUGGGUGACGUCACAGUGACUACAUCCAUUUAUUAUAUAUACAGUUUGUGAUUAAAGCAUAAAACCACAGCAACUCCCUAACCAUC